Molecule: messenger RNA, 1161 nt
Organism: Cooperia oncophora
Lineage: Eukaryota; Metazoa; Nematoda; Chromadorea; Rhabditida; Trichostrongylidae
Source: the annotation of a GenBank genome assembly
AUGGCUCUUCCGUGUAUAUCUACCAUAUUCAACAAUGAUGAACAUUAUGUACCCUAUGGCUGCCGUUCUGACUCAUAUAUAUCGACUUGUUCGCCCACGUCAACCGAUUCUGGCUAUGACGGGUCGUCUACGCGCUCUUGCGAACCCCAAAGUAUACGGUCAUGUGAUAGCAGUGAAGAGGAUGAUCUCAGCAGAUAUAGCCUGGCAUCAGAAGAGUCAGAGCUUCUACCUAUUCAAUAUAGCUUCAUCAAGAAUUUAGGAUCUGGAAGUUUUGGAGAAGUUAGCCUGAUUGAAAAUCCCCUUAGUCGUACGGUCGUUUCUGCUCGAAAAAUAGCUUUGAAACGUAUACGAUUAUCAAGAUUGAAUGCAAAACAGAAAGAGGAGGUAAACUAUGAGGUGGGAGUUUCAUUCACCGCUACAUACCAUACAGUUAUGCUGCAAGAAACUCUGACCAAAACUAGUAAUAACUACAUUGUGCACUGUUACGGUUCACGUGAUGAUCACGUCUCGAAUGAAAAGCACAUCUAUCUGGAAUAUGUGGACGGAAGCGAUCUUUUCGAAAUAGCUAUGAAUAAAGGCGGUGUUGGUCGGAGAGCAGCUGUUCACUACUUCCGUCAGCUCCUCAAAGGACUUGCCUUUUUACAUGAACUCUACGUUGCUCAUCGUGAUAUCAAGCCCGAAAAUAUUUUGAUUGAUAAGCGAGGAAAUCUCAAAAUCGCUGAUUUUGGUUUAGCUGAUUGCUAUCGUGAAUCGGACGAUGAGCCUGAUCGUCGGCUAUCGCGGAUAUGUGGCUCUUACGAAUAUCUUUCACCGCAAGUAUUCGAGAAUGACUACAGUGGACCAAAAAACGAUAUAUGGUCAGCCGGUAUUGUUCUGAUCGUAAUGCUCACAGGCGAUCUAGCAUGGGAUCGAGCUGACAGCAGUGACCUUAGCUACAUUCUUUGGGAAAGGAGUAAAUUGCCACCACUGUUCAAGAGGUUCGACCAAUCAACUUUAGACAUAAUUACUGAUGCUCUUGAUAUCGAUGAAGAUCGACGUCCAACUGCUCAACAAUUACUGAAGCAUCCAUGGUUACAUUCACCAUCAAAAAGAAGCUUCAACAACGGCAGUGAUGAUGAAAAUGAAAGAACGGUGAAACGCUCAAAAUUUUAUCAUCGAUGA